Messenger RNA from Zingiber officinale, 2263 nucleotides. Its product is annotated as cactin-like. Gene Ontology annotation, cellular component: spliceosomal complex; cytoplasm. Lineage: Eukaryota; Viridiplantae; Streptophyta; Magnoliopsida; Zingiberales; Zingiberaceae. Gene Ontology annotation, molecular function: protein binding. The transcript has 13 exons. Gene Ontology annotation, biological process: mRNA cis splicing, via spliceosome. The record is from RefSeq and is a predicted model, not a curated record. The coding region runs from base 145 to 1986 and encodes 613 amino acids.
ACCUUGUUUAAAGAUCGGCUACUCACAAGUCACAUCUCGAUCCCUCCUUUUCUCCGUUCCGCUGUGAGACCGACCGAAUCUAUCACGCAGCCGACGUUGUGAGGAAGACCGUUCCGCUGUGAGGAAGACUGUUCCGCUGUGAGCAUGGGUGACCGGAUAUCUUCCCGGCGCCAUGACCGAAGCCGCCGCUGUGAGGAAGACCGAGGUAAGAGGGCUAAGCGGGAUAUAAAAGAGGAAGAAAUCAUGGAUUACAUGGUGAAGAAGGCGCAGAAGAAGGCUCUGAAGGUUGCUAAGAAACUCAAAGCAAACGAGGCUGGAUAUUCUAACGAUUCCAAUCCUUUUGGAGACUCUAAUUUGACUGAGAAGUUUGUAUGGAGGAAAAAGAUAGAACGUGAUAUUAUGCAAGGUGUACCUCUUGAUAUAUCCGUGAAGGCUGAAAAGAAGAGGCAAAGAGAAAAAAUGGCUGAGAUUGAAAAGGUGAAGAAAAGAAGGGAGGAAAGGGUAAUUGAAAAGGCACAACGUGAGGAAGAAAUGGCAAUGUUGGCAAGAGAGAGAGCUCGUGCUGAGUUUUUAGAUUGGGAGAAGAAAGAAGAAGAGUUUCACUUUGAUCAAAGCAAAGUUAGAUCUGAGAUUAGACUGCGAGAAGGGCGUGCAAGACCAAUUGAUAUGCUUACCAAGACCCUUACCAGUUCUGAAGAAUUUGACUUUGAUCUAAAUGAACCCUACAUUGUAUUUAAGGGGCUUACCGUCAAGGAUUUGGAAGAACUUCGUGAAGACAUUAAAAUGCAUCUGGAUUUGGAUACAACGACACCAAUUCAUAUCAGAUAUUGGGAGGCAUUGAUGGUAGUUUGUAACUGGGAACUUGCGGAAGCUCAGAAAAAAGAUGCAAUUGAUCGAGCUAGAGUACGGGGCGAGCAACCACCUCCUGAAGUUCUUGUAGAAGAAAGGGGUCUGCACUCGAGCAUUGAGGCUGAUGUGAAGAAUCUAUUGGAAGGGAAAAGGUCCAAGGAGUUGGAGUUGAUGCAACAAAAAAUUGAAUCACAAAUGCGAUCAGGCACUGCUAAGGUUGUUGAGUAUUGGGAGGCUAUUCUGAAGCACCUCCAAAUAUACAAGGCGAAGGCUUCUCUUAGAGAAAUCCAUGCCUCGCUUCUACGAAAGCAUCUACAACAUUCAGAGCAUCCUGCAGAGGUUGAGAACCAGUUAGAAGAACAUGAAGAUGCAAAAGCUGAAGAGGAUGAAUUGCAGGAUCUAGAGGAUUCCAAGCAUUAUUCUCCUGAGCAUUUGAUUGAGGAUGCUGAUGAACCUGAAGAAGCAGGUUCAUUCUCACCACCUGAAGAAGCAGGCUCAUUCUCACCUCAACUCUUGCAAGGUGAUGAAGACGAUGAAGCAAUUGAUCCUGAGGAAGACUGGGCUGAACUGGAGCGGAAACGCAAAGUUAUAGAAAUGGAGCAGCAAAUGAAGACUCGGGAAGCAAUGACUGCAAAGAAGGUGAGCCAACCUGAAGACAAUAUGGAACUCAAAGCCAUGAGAGCGAUGGGGGCUAUGGAUGAAGGUGAUGCAGUUUUUGGUGCAGGCUCUGAAGUAGCCCUGGAUUCACAGGUGUAUUGGUGGCAUGAUAAAUAUCGUCCACGAAAGCCAAAGUAUUUCAAUCGGGUUCAUACUGGAUACGAGUGGAACAAGUACAACCAAACUCAUUAUGAUCACGACAAUCCUCCUCCUAAGAUUGUCCAGGGCUACAAGUUCAACAUAUUUUACCCUGAUCUUGUUGACAAGUCAAGAGCGCCAGUGUACACUAUUGAGAAGGAUGGCAACAGUGAUGAGACCUGUAUUAUCAGGUUCCAUGCCGGGCCGCCCUACGAAGACAUUGCCUUCCGUAUUGUAAACAAGGAAUGGGAGUAUUCUCACAAGAAAGGCUUCAAGUCAACCUUCGAGCGCGGGAUUCUUCAUUUGUACUUCAAUUUCAAACGAUACCGGUAUCGGCGAUAGUUGGAGCUGUGUAGAAGAGCCUAUCAACCCAAACUAUGGAUCUUUGCAUCUUGAAUUCUACAUUAUGAUGCAAAUUGUUUUUUUUUGGGUAACCCAUGUAAUCAAAUGUAUAUUUUAAAUCUGUAAUACUGUAGCAGUAUUCUCUUUUUCCUGUGACGUGUGGAAUCAUGUUCUAUUUUCUUUUUCCUACCUUGUUGUUUGCCUUUGUUUCCCCUCACAUAGUGAUACUAGAAUUAGGCAUUUGUCUCCAUAUAGUAAUGUUAAUCAAUAUUUCCUA